AGAGUGAAUUCCGUGGAUGCCGGGGACUGGUGUCCUCUGGUGCAUGCUGCCAGUGCGGGUUUCCUCAACGUCAUCAGCUUCCUGGUGUCGUGCGACUGGGUCGUCAGGUCAGACGCUGACCUGGGCCUGGAAGAGGCGGCGCAACAGGCGCUCUCUGCGGCUGCCCUGCGUGGCCAUGACCCGGUCGUCGACUUCCUUUUGGACAUGGGCGAAGUUACAGUGAAUCGUGUGGACACGUUAUUCGGGGAGACUGCAUUGACAGCAGCGGCAUCUAGGGGACUCGCGGGACUCUGUAGUAAGCUGAUGCGCAGAGGAGCCCGUGUAGAUGUCGGGGACUUGAGAGACUCGCCGGCGCUGGUCAGAGCCAUCAAAGAAGGCCAUUGGGAAGCCGCAGAUGUCGUGUUGUCACAUGGUGCAAGUGUGGAUCAGAGCGACGGGCAACGGAGAACUGCCCUCAUGAUGGCUGCCAGUGAAGGCCAUGUUGCUCUUAUAGAGCUGCUUCUUGGAAAAAAAGCGAAUGUGAAUGCCGAAGACAGGGACAGGAUGACCGCCUUGGGCUGGGCAUGUAUGCGAGGUCAUCUCGUUUGCGUGCAAGUGUUGUUGGACGGGGGUUGCAACAUCAACCACUCUGACAAAUACGGACGCACUCCUUUGGACCUCGCUGCUGAAAAAGGGCAUUUUAGGGUUGUUCAGUUAUUGGUUGACAAAGGGGCAGAAGUGGAACACUUGGACAUGAACGGAAUGAGACCCUUGGACAGAGCGAUUCAAGCUGAUCAGUUGGAAGUUGUGAACGUGUUUUUACGCAAAGGUGCCAAACUGGGAUCUGCAACGUGGACUUUGGCCCAAGGCAAAUACUGUAUUGUGUUGACAUUGCUGAAGAAGCUGCUCGAAGAUGGACAGACAUUAUUGAAGAAGGGUCAAUUGCAAGACGCAGCUUUUCGCUUUGGCUACGCGUCUAAAAAGUUGCCAAUUUACCAACCAGUACCGGAAGGAAUGUCUCAGCUGAAUGUGCGAUGUUUCGCUAGUCUCGACCUCAGCCUGGUUCUCGGGCUGUCGCGUUGCAAACGCAAAAUU
Notodromas monacha is the source of this 1074-nucleotide messenger RNA. The record is from the annotation of a GenBank genome assembly. NCBI's taxonomy places the organism in Eukaryota, Metazoa, Arthropoda, Ostracoda, Podocopida, Cyprididae.